Glycine soja is the source of this 1240-nucleotide messenger RNA. Its product is annotated as calcineurin B-like protein 10. Bases 106 to 891 code for a protein of 261 amino acids. The transcript has 9 exons. NCBI's taxonomy places the organism in Eukaryota, Viridiplantae, Streptophyta, Magnoliopsida, Fabales, Fabaceae. The record is from RefSeq and is a predicted model, not a curated record. Gene Ontology annotation, biological process: calcium-mediated signaling. Gene Ontology annotation, molecular function: kinase binding; calcium ion binding.
GUAUUAACAUAUAGCAUCGGUGCACGCAUCUAUUUUAUAAUUGGGAGGAUAAUCAAUAAACUUAAACUUAUGUUAUGGCAUUCUAACUCUGAACGAUGAAAUGAAAUGGAGUUCCAAGAUAAGCGUUUAUCUCUGAGAUCGAGCUUGACGUUCAGCGAGACGCUGUGCGCAGUGUUCAUUCCGUUCAUAGGAAUAGUCGAAGCUUUGGUUUUCACAUUCACUAGUUGCUUCGAUUUCCAAUCUCCCAGGAAUAAGAAGAAACAUUCUUCUACCUUCGACGACAUUCUCACCCUCGCCGAGGAUUCUCCAUUUAGUAUUAAUGAAAUCGAGGCCUUGCGUGAGUUGUUCAAGAAGUUGAGUAGUUCUAUCAUUGAUGAUGGCCUCAUCCACAAGGAAGAACUCACAUUGGCACUGUUGAAGACCACCACCGGGGAGAAUCUUUUCCUUGACAGGGUGUUUGAUGUCUUUGAUGAAAAAAGAAACGGCGUUAUAGAAUUUGAGGAGUUUGUGCAUGCUCUCAGUAUCUUUCAUCCUUGUACUCCUCUGGAAAAGAAAAUUGAUUUUGCUUUUAGAUUGUAUGACUUGAGACAGACUGGAUAUAUUGAGAGAGAAGAAGUUAGGCAAAUGGUUGUUGCCAUUCUGUCAGAAUGUGGCAUGGAUCUGGAUGAUGAAAUCCUUGAUACCAUUAUUGAUAAGACAUUUCAAGAUGCUGAUGCUGACAAAGAUGAUAAAAUAAGCAAAGAAGAAUGGAAGGCAUUUGUCAUUCGACACCCGACACUCUUGAAGCACAUGACUCUACCUCAUCUAAAGGACAUUACUACACUGUUUACCAGUUUCAUCUUCAACACCGAAGUUGAUGAUUCUCACUGGCAUAUUAAUGGCAAUCAUUAACAUUGAGGAGUUGAAGCUUGUUGUUCUGUUGCACUCUCCCAAUGUUGACUGCAUCACACCAACGAGAGAAUUCAUGGAAGUGAAUCAAACCACCAAAGAGUGUUAAAAAUUUGAUCCGAACCAGUAAAAAGGGCUUAAAUUGAAUCCAAUUACUGUUUGGUUUGAUCAGCUUACUGUGCAUAGUACAGCUCAUUUUGGCCGGUGUACAAAAUUUAUUGGUAUGAUCAUAAAAGGUUUAACUAUUUAGCCUCCAUGUCUACACAAUUUUAGGCCCCGAUCGGGGAUGGUUGUAACUUAUCAGUUUUCAAUUUUGAAAUGUUAUUUUUAAAUCCAAGACCUGUUUGGAUAA